This is a messenger RNA of Cololabis saira (Pacific saury), 1674 nucleotides long. It is a transcript of the gene alkal1, whose product is annotated as ALK and LTK ligand 1. Gene Ontology annotation, molecular function: receptor tyrosine kinase binding; receptor signaling protein tyrosine kinase activator activity. Gene Ontology annotation, biological process: positive regulation of ERK5 cascade; positive regulation of ERK1 and ERK2 cascade. NCBI's taxonomy places the organism in Eukaryota, Metazoa, Chordata, Actinopteri, Beloniformes, Belonidae. The transcript has 6 exons. Bases 655 to 1125 code for a protein of 156 amino acids. The record is from RefSeq and is a predicted model, not a curated record.
AGCCUCAUGGCUGCUCCUUGAGGUGCAUUCUCUGCAGUGCUUAGGCGGUCACAAGACUUAGACACGAGCGAAAACAUCGGCACGCCGACAGGUCUGACAGAAGCUUACAGUACAAGCCCCCAGAUUCUUCCCUUCUCUGCAUCCAACAUCCAACAAGUUGCUCCUUUUCCAAAACUACUUCAGUGCGGCGCUGCUGUCUCUUUCGCUUAUCUCACUUUUUCUUUUCCUCCCUCCUAUGGAAAUUUCAGAGAAGGAUUUUUUUUAGACCUCAGGAAAAAUUACUUUAUCUGUUGAAGGGGUCGUUUUAACAUAGAGUCGAAUGAUCCUGUAAAAACAUAUCAGUGAUGUUUUGGUGCGUAAAGGAGUGGCGCAUGCCAAAGUGAGCGAAUGCCACUGGAAGAAAUUACACUGAAGAUGUCAACAUUGCUUUACCACCCACUCGAAAUCGAUUAUAUUACCUUCAAGAAGGUGGCUCUCCGUAUAAAUAGGAACGCUUUAAUUCAAGAAAGACGGCGUUGAGCACUGUCUGGUGGCUGCUCUUUCUCUCACCGGGACCACAGACAACGCCUGGAAGAAUUUGCCCAAGACAAUUGUGUCCACUUUCCAGGACAUAAGCAUCAUAAGCACCUUUAAUUCCUAAACGACAGCGAAGCCAUGCAGGUGGAGAGGAAAUGGCACGUACUAUUAACAAUCUUCUUUCUGGUCAUCACCUCGGGUCAGUGUAUGGACAGCAAAGAGGUCAGGCAGAGAGAAAGAAGGACCCUGUUGGAUCUCAUCUUACAGGUUAUCAAAGACAGUCAGCAACGGGACAAACCCAUGUCCAGGCGCUGCAGUAGUGGACUCCACACUUCAGCACAAGACAUGAAGUUCUCCUCCCGUGAAAAGCCUUUCUAUGUCCCUAGGCUGGAUAACAGACUCAUAGAUGUUGUUCCAAGAGAUCCAAACAUGAAAGGCAAAUUCAUUCAGCAUUUCGGAGCAGGGCAAGUCAAGUUCUCGCCGGAGUGUAAAACACACUUUCAUAGACUUUACCACAACACAAGGGAUUGUUCAACACCAGCAUACUACAAAAGAUGCGCAAGAUUGCUAACACGAUUAGCAAUGAGUCCACUCUGCAUGCAAUCAUAGAUGUUGCAUGUCCUGGUGUGGCAGAAGAGGGAUCAGUGUGUUGCCAAGGAAGUGCCUUUGAAUGCACAGCAGUCACAAGAACAUUGUGGUGUUUAUAUUGUCACUAUUUUUUGUUUGUUUGUUUGUUUGCUUUUUUUUUGUUGCUUUUUUUUGUUCUUGUUGUCAUUUCUGAAAAUACCGAAUGGACAUUUGUGAUUGUUUUUGGAUGGAUCAUUUUUUGGUUUUAAAUGAGCCUGUAUGUACCACGUAUUUGUAAGGAAAUAUUAAUUUAAUAUUAAAUGCACCUAUUUAUUGACAGGGUAUGUAUAUAAUGAUUUCACAAUCAUUCAAGAUCUGAUGAUUUUGGUUAUAACAUUUGUAUAUGAUGGAGAGGAAGCUUUUUUUUCUCCUUAUAUAUGAAUUCCAUUUUCAUUGUUAUGUUGAUAUGCUCUGUCAUUGUCUACAUUACUUUUUGUUUUGGCACUUGAGUGUUUGCUGAUAAUGAGAUCAUAUGAAAUAACAACAGUGGUUAAUGCACUGCAGUACUGAAUAAAGAAUAUUGAAGCACAA